Molecule: messenger RNA, 543 nt
Organism: Penicillium mononematosum
Lineage: Eukaryota; Fungi; Ascomycota; Eurotiomycetes; Eurotiales; Aspergillaceae
Exons: 1
Coding region: 1-543 (180 amino acids)
Source: RefSeq, a predicted model, not a curated record
AUGAAGUUCACCGCCAUCGCUGCUAUGGGAAUGAUGGGCUGUGCCCUCGCCCUGCCCCAGGGCCCUCCUCCGUUCGUCACCGACCUGCCUCAGGGUCCCCCUCCUCACGCCGGCGAGCAUGGUCCUCCUCCUUUCGCUGGUCCCCACGGCCACGCCCCCAGCGGCACUCCCUGCGGCUUCCCCAGCGGCUUCCCCAGUGGCUUCCCCAGUGGCUUCCCCAGUGGCUUCCCCAGUGGCUUCCCCAGCGGCUUCCCCAGCGGCUUCCCCGCGCCCACCGGUGUCCCCUUCGGCAAGCGCCAGUGGGGACUGGGACUCGGUCACGAGGGCCCUCCCCCUCACGGACCUCCCAGCAGCGUCCCAACUCCCAGCGGCCCUCCUAGCAGCCUGCCGACUCCCACCCCCUCCGGUGUCGCCAGCGGUUUCGACUUCUCGAAGCGCGACUUCCCCACCGACCUCCCCUUCUCCAUCCCUCCCGGUCUCCUGACUGCCUUCCCCACUGGUUUCCCCACCAACCUGCCCUUCCCCUCGCCCGCCCCCCAGUAA